Cladophialophora immunda is the source of this 1571-nucleotide messenger RNA. RefSeq lists its product as uncharacterized. The transcript has 2 exons. NCBI's taxonomy places the organism in Eukaryota, Fungi, Ascomycota, Eurotiomycetes, Chaetothyriales, Herpotrichiellaceae. The coding region runs from base 133 to 1266 and encodes 377 amino acids. The record is from RefSeq and is a predicted model, not a curated record.
CGGUCCUUUGCACCCCUCACUGCUUAUCUACAACGUAUCGCUCGACUUCAAGGCUUCCUGAACCCUCAUCCUUCUUCAUAUCAACUUUUCGGGCUCUCACACGCGACUCUACCUCUAAGGAGAUGCAUCAUCAUGGACAAUGAAACAUUGUUGAAAUACGAGCUCGCUGAGAUCGAGCUUGACAAACGUCAGCUACAGCUUGAACGUCGGGAGCUGGGGGUUAAACGACGCCUGGAACAGCUCAAGAGAAGAGUCGACUUAACUGAUGAUAACGCCGACUCAACUGAGGAUCACGUCGUCGUCAAGUCUGAAGCUGAUCCUGGCGAUGCUGACAAAAUUCGAGCAGCUACGCAAAAUCGGUCUUCUGCCGAACAGCAAACAGACACGAUUGCAGCUUCCCCCGCCGCAGAGGAUACCCCAGCCAGCCCGGUUGAGAAUACUGCUGUCGAGCGGCUGCAUCAAAAGGUGGACAAAGGAAAAAGCGAGACCGGGAAGGAAAAGCAUCGCACGACACUCGAUUCGCGCAAGUGGGACGAAGCGAGAUCAGACCAUGAGCUGAUGGGGCGCCAGGCCUUCAGUUGUGAACAAGAAGAGCAGUCGACCAUUCCGGUGAAGCCUCUGGAUAGUCACGAAGAGCUCUUAGCAGCCUUUCGUGGUCGACCCCCGACUCAUCCAGCGAACGUACCAGCUACGCGAAGGCAAUCUCGGCUCUCCGACAACCUGACUGUUAGUUCAGAAUCUGAUGCCGAUUCCGAAACAAGUUAUUCUCCAGGCAGGCAAGACUCCAGGGCGAAGCGCAGGCGAAUUUCUCAGAACGCGGGGAAGCAGCUUGCAGACGUCUCGGGCCCCAUAACAAAAUCUCAACAGUACAGCCUCGUUCGACAUUACACCGGGCUUCUGCUGAAGCGCAUGGCGGCAGUGGAAUCUUCGCUUCCGCCGGACUGUUCUCAGAAACCGACGGUCGCAUCAAAGAUGCGAAGAACCACCAAUGGAUCGACGCAUCACACACUCACUCUUCUUCACGAAGAGUUCGAAAUGACCGUACGGACAUAUGCGAAACAUCACCAACUUCGCCGUGUUUUAAUGGAGGACCUGGAUAAAUUCGACGAAGCUCAACGUUACUGGUGGCCCAAAUGUACAGCAUUAACCACGCAGCAAGAGAGGACGUCUUUCAUUGACAAAGUAUUCCAUGACAUCGCGAGUAGCAGGUUCAGCAAGCAGGAGUUUGAGGUUGGACAUGGAGCAUUCGAGAAUAACAAGGAUUGAGGAGACACGUGGACCAAGUUGGAAAGCAAGCAAAUGUACUCCGCCCGAGUCGUUCGAUCAGGCUGGCGGAUUGAGAUGGAGUCGUUGGAUUUUGGCUGGGAUGAUUUUUGGAAAUGUGACUGAGUUGGAAGAGUCAUGGCAAAGGUGUUCAUUCUCCUCUACUGCGCGGAUGACGGUGUCGUUCACAAUAUUGCAAGCGUGCUACUGGAGAGAUCCAAGUGUGGAAUUUGUGCAUAUCGCAUGAUACGAUGAGGAAGAACGAUCUUGAGAGGUCUACCUCCUCUGGUAUUGUUUUCAUUAGUGCG